AUGUCACUGAAGGAAUUUCCAUGUUUGCCAUAUCCUAAAUUUACUGAAGCACAUAAUUUUGAAAAUAGAUUCGUUGCAGAUGAGUUGAAUUACAAUAAAGAUGAAAUGCUUAAGAUUCAUGAAGAAUUGGUUUGUUGCCUUACUUCAGAGCAAAAGGGAGUUUAUAAAAAUGUUUUGAAUGCUGUAUUAUCUGAUAAUGGGGGAUUCUUUUUUCUAUAUGGUUUUGGAGGAACUGGGAAAACAUAUGUUUGGAAAACCUUAUCUGCUGCUUUGCGUUCAAGGGGCCUGAUUGUGUUAAAUGUCGCAUCCAACGGAAUUGCAUCGCUGUUGUUAUCCGGAGGUAGAACUGCUCAUUCCAGGUUCUCUAUUCCUAUUUCAAUAAAUGAGAUAUCAACAUGUAAUCUCGGUCAAGGUUCCCCAAAAGCUGAAUUAUUGAAAAAAGCAAGCCUAAUUUUUUGGGAUGAGGCACCUAUGUUGAACAAACAUUGCUUUGAAGCUUUGGACAGAUCUCUAAAUGACAUUAUGAAGACUAGAUCUACUUAUGGUCAUGACAUUCCAUUCGGAGGGAAAGUUGUGGUACUAGGAGGCGACCUUAGACAAAUACGCUCAGUUAUUUCCAAAGGAAGCCGUUCGGAGAUUGUGGGUUCUGCUAUCAAUUCUUCAUAUCUAUGGAAGCAUUCCAAGGUAAUGAAGUUGACUGUUAAUAUGAGAUUGCAGAAUGCUAACUCAUCUUCUUCAGCAGCAGAAAUUAAAGAGUUUUCUGAUUGGUUGCUUCAAGUGGGAGACGGAACAAUUACAACCAUUGAUGAAGCCGAAUCACUCAUUGAGAUUCAUCCAGAUCUUCUUAUUGAAUCGUGUUAUGUUGUUCAAAUAUUGAAUUGCCGUUUGCUGUUUUCUGCGAUUGCUGUUGCUGUUGCAGAUUUCUGCUUUGUUGUUGCUGAAGCUGCUGUUGCUAAUCCUUUGGUCCGGUUUGCUGUUUUGCUGUCUGUUGGUUGCUGUUUGGGUUUGCGGGAUGCUGUUUUGCUGAUUGUUGUUGCUGCUGUUUCGUCUGAUUGCUGUUUCUAUUAG
Lotus japonicus is the source of this 1068-nucleotide messenger RNA. RefSeq lists its product as uncharacterized. The transcript is spliced from 3 exons. Gene Ontology annotation, biological process: telomere maintenance; DNA repair. Gene Ontology annotation, molecular function: DNA helicase activity. The coding region runs from base 1 to 1068 and encodes 355 amino acids. The record is from RefSeq and is a predicted model, not a curated record. Lineage: Eukaryota; Viridiplantae; Streptophyta; Magnoliopsida; Fabales; Fabaceae.